Chrysochloris asiatica (Cape golden mole) is the source of this 2541-nucleotide messenger RNA. RefSeq names its product von Willebrand factor A domain-containing protein 5A-like. The annotation marks the transcript as partial. The record is from RefSeq and is a predicted model, not a curated record. NCBI's taxonomy places the organism in Eukaryota, Metazoa, Chordata, Mammalia, Afrosoricida, Chrysochloridae. The transcript is spliced from 18 exons.
UGUGCUUUUAAUGUUUCUUUUCCAUAGAAAACCUGCGCAACCAUAAUGCUCCCCUGUGGCCUACUCACACGUCAAGAGGAGCCAGUGCCACUGAAGAGCAUCUCUGUGACCUUGUCUAUACGUGAGUUUGUGGCUGGUGUAUCUGCAACCUUAAACUAUGAGAAUAAGGAGAAAGUUCCUGUGGAGGCCUUCUUUGUGUUUCCCAUGGAUGAAGACUCAGCUGUCUAUAGCUUUGAGGCCUUGGUGGAUGGAAAGACAAUUGCAGCAGAAUUAAAGGACAAAAUGAAGGCUCACACCUCCUAUGAGAAUGCCAUCGCUCAGGGCCACCAGGCUUUCCUACUGGAGGAGGACACAAGCUCCAGGGAUGUCUUCAGUUGCAAUGUGGGCAACCUGCCUCCUGGGUCGAAGGUGUCACUCACCCUGAAGUACGUGCAGGAGCUGCCCCUGGAAGCAGAUGGGGCCCUGCGCUUUGUGCUCCCAGCUAUCCUGAAUCCUCGAUACCAUCUCUCCCGAUGGCCUGCAAACACAUGCCUUCAAAUUAAGGCUCCUGCAGUUGCUUUGGAUAAAAUGCCAUACACACUCAGCAUGAUCGCCACCAUCAGUUCCCAGCAUGGCAUUGAGAAGGUCCAGUCCAACUGCCAUUUGACUCCUCUUGAGUACCUUGGAAAUGAUAAGACUAUGGCCCAGAUUUCCCUGGAUGAUGGACACAAAUUUGAUCAAGAUGUGCAGCUUCUGAUUUACUACAGUGAGGUGCAUACCCCCAGUGUAGCUUUGGAAAUGGGGAAACCAAAAACAAAUUCAGAUUGUUUUAUGGAAGAACCAACUGCGAUGGUGAGUUUCUAUCCUGAUAUCCCAGAAGCUCAGCCACCAAUCACUUGUGGAGAAUUUAUCUUCCUCAUGGACCGCUCAGGAAGUAUGCAGUGCCCUAUGAGUAAACAGAAUAAAUCCCAGAUGCGUAUAGAUGCUGCUAAGGAGACAUUGAUUUUGCUGCUGAAGAGUUUACCUGUAGGCUGCUAUUUCAACAUCUUUGGAUUUGGAUCUUCCUAUGAAUCAUUUUUUCAGGAUAGUGUGAGGUACACUCAACACACAAUGGAAGAAGCCUUGCGGAAAAUCAAUCUUAUGACGGCCGAUCUAGGGGGCACUGAAAUCUUAGCACCACUCAAUGCCAUAUAUGGGUCACCCACCAUCCCUGGCCACCCCACACAGCUUUUUGUCUUCACAGACGGAGAAGUUACUGACACAUUUAGUGUUAUUAGAGAAGUUAAGAGCAACAGCAAAAGACACAGAUGCUUCUCAUUUGGUAUUGGAGAAGGGGUUUCCACCAGCCUGAUCAAAGGCAUUGCUCGUGUAACAGGGGGCACGUCAGAGUUUAUCAAUGGCAGGGACCGGAUACAAUCCAAGGCUCUUUUGGCUCUGAAGCGUUCUCUGCAGCCUGUGGCAGAGGACUUCUCACUGAACUGGUCUUUGCCUCUUGGUCUGUCUGCUAAAUUGCUCUCCCCAGAACAAUCAGUCAUCUUUAGAGGUCAGAGGUUAAUCAUAUAUGCCCAUUUGAAAGGGCAUAUGCCGCCCAAAGAGGCAAGAGCAGAUGUAUGCCUCAAGUACACACUACAGGGCAAGAGUUAUGAGAAUAAAGUGACAUUUUAUCUACAUCCCAAGCCUGAUACCAACUUCACCAUUCACCGCCUUGCUGCCAAGUCCUUACUCCAGAUGAAGGACAUGGGCUACAGAGAGACUCCAGCCAAUGAUAAAAAAGAAGUUGUGAAGAUCAGCCUUGAGUGUGGAGUCAUAAGCUCUCACACAGCAUUUAUUGCAGUCAACAAGGAUCUCAAUCAGCCAGUGCAGGGGCCUCUCGUUCGUAGGGAUAUUCCAAGGCCAAUUUUGUUGGGUGCACUCUCAGCAAGGCCAUGUUAUGGAACUUAUUCAAAGGCCUCCUACUUUAUGCCUCCAGUUGAAUGCAUGGGAAGCAUUCCUUAUUUCUCGAGCAUGCCAUAUCAUCCAAGAAACAAUGGAAGCUCAAAUAUUUUCGGUCGCUGUAGGCCAAUGAGUUACAGAGAAAUGUACACUCUAGAAAAGGGCAAGUUCAAAGCUCCAUUUGCCCAACAAAUGAAGAGAUGCAUGGUUCUCCAAGAGGCCUGCCUUCAGAUGGAAAGUAGUCGUUCUUCCACCAACAGGAACAACUUGGAAACUGACCAGGCAGGUGAAGUUUUUGGAGACAAUCAUCUUGUGCAGCUAAUUUCACUCCAAAAGGCAGAUGGUUCUUGGGAUGUGAAUGAAGGUCUGGCCUUGGUCCUAGGGAUGAGUGUGGAAGAUAUACUGGCUGGCUUUCCUUUUAAGGAUAUGGAUUCUGCAGGCUGGGCUACCGUCCUGGCUGUAAUCUGGUUGCAUGUCCGGGGUAAGGAUCUGCAGAGUGAGUGGGACAUGCUGGCAAGGAAGGCAGUGGCCUGGAUUCACAUUAAUGUAGGCUCUGCCAUGCAUCAGCUUGUGGAAGCUGCUGUUUGUCUCCUGAAGUCAAAUGUGGAUCCUAAAAAGAUAACUCUCUGA